AGGCGCGGCGCUUGGCGCGCACGCGCCUGAGCGCGCGCCCGGUGGGGCGGGCUGGGACUCGCCGCUCGCACGCCCUUGGGCCGAGGCCGGGCGCUCUUUCUCCCUUCCGCUUCCGACGCGCUGUCGGCCGAGUCAGUGUAUGUGCGGUAACACCAUGUCUGCUCCGCUGCCCGCCAUCGUGCCCGCCGCCCGGAAGGCCACCGCCGCGGUAAUUUUCCUUCAUGGAUUGGGAGAUACUGGGCAUGGAUGGGCGGAAGCUUUUGCAGGUAUCAGAAGUUCACAUAUCAAAUAUAUCUGCCCACAUGCGCCCGUUAUGCCUGUUACAUUAAAUAUGAACAUGGCUAUGCCUUCUUGGUUUGAUAUUAUUGGACUUUCACCAGAUUCACAGGAGGAUGAACCUGGAAUUAAACAGGCAGCAGAAAACGUAAAGGCUUUGAUAGAUCAAGAGGUGAAGAAUGGCAUUCCUUCUAACAGAAUUAUUUUGGGAGGAUUUUCUCAGGGAGGAGCUUUAUCUUUAUAUACUGCUCUUACCACACAGCAGAAACUGGCAGGGGUCACUGCACUCAGUUGCUGGCUUCCACUUCGGGCUUCAUUUCCACAGGGUCCUAUCAGUGGUGCUAAUAGAGAUAUUUCUAUUCUCCAGUGCCAUGGAGAUUGUGACCCUUUAGUUCCACUAAUGUUUGGUUCUCUUACUGUGGAAAAACUAAAAACAUUGGUAAAUCCAGCCAAUGUAACCUUUAAGACCUAUGAAGGCAUGAUGCACAGUUCAUGUCAGCAGGAAAUGAUGGAUGUCAAGCAAUUCAUUGAUAAACUCCUACCUCCAAUUGAUUGAUGUCAUUAAGAGGCCUUGUGUAGAAGUACACCAGCAUCAUUGUAGUAGAGCAUAAACUUUUCCCUGUGCCCAGUCUUGAAACUUCUAAUGUUUGCAAGUGUUAAAAUGUUUUGCAAUUACACGCCAAUGACACUGACUAAAUAAUGUCUCCUCAUAGGAAAUAUAUGAUAUUUCAGUUUCUAUACGUGUAUUUGUAAAAUAUGAUCCACAAUAUACUGGUAUUAAUAUAGGUGAAGCAGCUAGCUUCUUUUUCUUAACUGUAACUUAGCAAAAUAAUAAAAUACUUCAGUCAGAUUUUUUAUUACAUGAUUUGAGAAUUAACAGUAUGCUUAAGGAAAAUUUAUGCAGAUAUGAAUGAGCAGUUAAGAUAUAAGAUUUUUGCAUGCUGUGACUUAGUCUGUGGAUUUAUUCCGAAGUUGCUUAGUCACCAUGCACUGUCUGAUAUUUUUAUAUAUGCACUCAUAUGUAAUGAUUGUAAUACAUAGGAAGGAGAAGGUAUUACAUUAUUCCUAAUAAUAGGAAUAAUGCUUUUAAGUGUCAGUAAAGAGUAAUAUUGUUCUCUUCAAAUAAUGGCCCUUUUUAUUUUGGGGACCAGACUUUUCCCUGAUGUCAUUUCUGUUUAAUAUUCUUUUCUCCCCUCAAGAAAAAAAGUAUUCUUUCUUGAUUUUCCUUCAUAGCAGACCAAAUACUGCUUUCCUGCCAUAGAAUCUACUGUCAAUAAUGCUGUAAUUUGAUAUUCUGAGUCACAUACCUAUGGUAUUGAAAAUCUAUUUACACUUUAAAAGAAAACAACCGUUACAUAAAACUUUCUGUAUAACUUAUUUCAAACAACUGUACAUUAGUGUAAACUUAGACCUGGUCAGUGAUUAGAAUACAGUCUUCAAUCCAGGUAACAAAUCAUUCUGUGUUUUUAUUUUUCUGUAUGUAAGUGAAAGAAUAAUUAGGUCAUAUUGUAGUAUUUUCUGAAAUAGUUAAGAACAAUCUUAAAAACUAAUUUCUGAAAUUAUUUCAUCUCCUGGUAGCAUAGUUUGUUUUCUGUAUAUUUGUUUCAAACCAGCUACUGUAGGAAACAAGCAGUCCAUUAGAAAAAGUUGUUUUUUUCUGUCAAUGAACUUAUUUUAAGUUUUCAUUUAGUCAAAUGAUUUUUAAUGAUUAGUUUUCUGUACUGACAUAAAAACAGCAAUCAUUUGAUUUUAAAUAAUCAAAAUUUCAAGAUUACUGAAAAAAAUUAUUGAAAACAAGUUUAUGAGUAAUAAACACUAAUCAGAACCAUGUACUGUGGUAUAUUUACUGCACAGUUUAAUAUGUAGCAAAAAUGAAUGCUUGGUAUUUCUGAACUGUGUUAAUUUUUCUGCUGUAUUUCAACUGACCAAACAAUGUUAAGAAUGCAUCUUUAUAAAUGGGUGCUAAUUGGUAAUGAAAAUAAUUUAGUAAUGGACUAUAUAGGAUGUUAAUAAUGAAGCCAUAUGUUUAUGUCUGGAUUUAAAAACUUUAAACAAUCAUUUACUGAGUAAUUUUGCUUUACCUUAAAGAAUAUAAACUGUUGUUUCAGUUAUAUAAGUCAGCAAAAUCUUAUUUAUGGCAAGAAAUAUUCCGUUGAAAUGUUAUGCUGUAAUGUGGGAAAAUGUAAAUGUUUUCCACAGUUUCUAUCAAUGUGAAAUAAAAUUUAAUUCUGA
This is a messenger RNA of Oryctolagus cuniculus (rabbit), 2508 nucleotides long. The record is from RefSeq and is a predicted model, not a curated record. NCBI's taxonomy places the organism in Eukaryota, Metazoa, Chordata, Mammalia, Lagomorpha, Leporidae.